AUGUUUAACCUAGUAGUUUUAAUUGAUCUAAAAAAAGCAUUUGAUACUGUUGAUCAUCAAAUUCUAUUGAGGAAGUUAGAACUUUAUGGAAUAAAAGGAGAAGCUCUAACUUUGCUCAAAUCUUAUCUCACAAACAGAAACCAGAAGUGCCAAAUUAAGAAUUCCUUUUCUACAGAGCGAUUGAUUAAAUGUGGCGUACCACAAGGCUCUAUCUUAGGACCACUAUUCUUUCUGCUACAUAUAAAUGAUUUACCUCAGUGUCUAAACAAAAAAAAACCUCGAUGGUUUGCUGACGACACAAAUCUGACAGCAUCGGGAGAUUCUGUAAUUGACCUUGAAACUGCAGCAAAUUCUGAUAUGGAAACCUCAGAAAAUG
Molecule: messenger RNA, 376 nt
Organism: Paramuricea clavata
Lineage: Eukaryota; Metazoa; Cnidaria; Anthozoa; Malacalcyonacea; Plexauridae
Source: the annotation of a GenBank genome assembly